AUGACGUUUUACACAAAUAUUCCUUUCUAUGACACAUUGGGUUUUGUUUGUUUUUACCAUGGCAUGCCAUUUAAUUUUCGAAACGUUUUCAUAAUGGCAAGAACUUCACAUUCUGAAAAGGAAUUGUUCACUCGUUUAAGAAGUUCUUCACCAAGCAGACUUUCGUUUCAAGGCAUAUUCUCGGAAAUAAAAUCGGGGAAGGUCUUAGGUUAUCAACUCCAAGUGAAGAUAGAACACGAGCAAUUAACAAUUAUAUCUUAUUCCAUAGAAGGUCGUACUAAAGCAGAAACUAUUCCACUAUCGCAUGUUUGCCUGGAUAUCUUUGACGAAGAGACACGAAGAUUUUGUAUACAUUUUAGAAAUGGUGGAUUAAGAGUAUUUCAAUUGUGUGUCAAUAAAUCAAAGUCUCCACAUUAUACCUGGCGAGAUCUAGUCACUGUUAUAAGAUACCUUUCCGUCCGUAAGGUGAAACCCUUGGUUGGCAAAUCUGUUGAACUUUCAACUCGUAUUACUUGCUCGGAAACAGCACCGGGAGCGCUUUUCUCUCGUCAUCAUAUUGAUCAAAAUAUUAUAUUUGAAUAUUUUUUCGUCGAACUUAAUCUCAAAGGUAUAGGAAUUAAUCAGUUGUACCUUGGUCUCACAGACGAGUUUUUUCUUACAGCAUCGCAGACUUUGAAUUACUUGACACUGCAAGAACAAAUUCCUUUACAAAAUAUCACAAUUUUUAUAAUAAGCCAUUCUUUUCGAAGAAUAGGUGUUUUUAUAAAAAACAACACUUUCAGAAUAUUCGAAAUGUGUAAUUUUAGUGAAAAAGACAAAAACCUGAUAUACUGGAAUAAGCUCGUUGAUAUAAUAAACUUAAAAGAUCAAGACGCACCAAACAUUAAACACACAUGUUCGGAUAAAUCUUUAUUAACCACUAUCCAUUCUAAAGAUUCAGGUGUAAACACAGACGGAAAUAAUAACGUCUAUUUCGGUGACUCAGAAGACCAACCAGAUAUUGAUUUAUUAACAGAUAUUCAAUACCUAUUUGAACUGCGAGAGGAUGAAAGGUACUCUGCAACGUUUACCGAUAAAAAGCCGCAAUAUUUUGUUGGCGCUUUUUGGAAUACGUCACACGAAGCGACUCGCAAUUCUCUGUUGCGUAAGUGGGCCUCCUGCCCAGAAAUUCACAAAUGUGCUCCAGUGUCAAGAAAUAUUGUUGAAAUGGUACCUAGUAUAACAAAAUCAUCUUCUUUUACAUUUAUAGGCAGUGACAACGAAAACUUGAAUCUUUGCAUUCAAUGUUCCUACGAUGAAUUUGUCGACGAAAUCAACGAUAACACCCUGUUGGCCUUGAGUAGAAAGAUCAUGCUAGUGCAAGGUUAUAAAAAGGAUAUUAAAAAGCUAUGGUUUUCUCAAGAGAAAAUUCGAGAUUACAAAUAUUAUACCAAAGAAACAAAUCAAUUUUCGCCUUAUAGGAACAGAUCAAAUUCUGUUGACGUUUUAAACUACGUAAGGAAAUUUGAAAAAAGAAACAAAGUGGACCUUGCUGAAAGAAUGUCAAUAUAUUCAUUGAAAUUACCUACCAAAUUACUUAGCACUAAAAGACCGCGGGUAAUGACAAAGCGAUUAUCAAAUAUCGAGGCAGAACAUUUAGCAUGUGAAUUGACUUACAUAAAUAAGAUACUUCUGUUGAAAGUAAGGAUAGAUGAUAUACAAAGUAUAAACUCACAAUGUAUUUCAGAGAUGUAUGCAAAUAACAGUUUGGUAAUAUGGAUGACGUUCUCAGAACAAAUGAGGAAUAUGGUUGUUGCAGAAGUGGUCACUCAAAAAGAUAUGCUCGAUAGAUUGCAAGCCAUGCGCUAUUUCAUGAAGGUUGCCAUUGUUUGUUGGAAGAUACAAAACUUCAAUACGACAGCCAACAUACUUUGUGCUUUUCACUCCCCAGCAAUUUAUAACGUGAAGAAAGCAUGGGACUGGUUCAAGAUGAAAUAUCCCUUCACAUAUCAUUCGUUUCAGAAACUUUCAUCAGUUUUCUUCGAAGAUAAUUGUCGAUCCUACCGCAAUGCGUUUAGAAAAGCUAUUGAUAAUCCACCGUACAUUCCUUGGAUUUCCCAUUUUCUAAACCACACAGUAAUUCCAACAUGGAAAACUUACAUACAUGGUUGGAAGAAAAACCGAAUCCGAAAUUUACUAAAUGAGAAACUACAAACACUUGAAUGUAAAAGUUACAUAGCCAAUGCAAACUUGUAUAUCUCAGGGUUAACAACCAAAACCCGAAGUUAUAGGGAAUGGAGGAAUAUGAGUGACCCGAUGAUAAAGCGAUCUAUUAAAGAUCCAGAAACUAGUGAAGAAAAUAAGCCUGUAAAUACAACUGCACAUAAAGUAUCAUAUAAAGAAUGUUUUCCGGAAGUUAAUAAAUAUCACAUAAAUAUCAAGGACGUAGAUAUCCAGAAUAGAGGAGGUUCGUAUGAAAACACACCUCAAAAAUUGUAUAAAGCAAAGUUAAAUCUCGACGAUUUAACUAAGAAAAAAGCCUAUCGACUCCGCACUCAUUAUCAAGUACAAAGUUAUGAAUUAAAAUCCAGCGAGGAAAAAAGUGGAAAAUCAACUUCUACAAAAUCCAAAACAGAUUCUUCUCCGAUGGCUAGUACUUCAGAUAAUUCGCCAAAAUCUACGUCGACCAGUAACAACGCUAACGGUGAAGAAACUACUUCUAUCGCAUCAAGUAUUACUUUGCCAACAGAAAAUAUUAUAAAUGAAUUGAGUGUUCCAAAUAAUAAAAGAAAAACAAAUCGAGUAGGAAAACAUAACGAAGCCAUUCAGGAAGUGAACGAAAAUAUCUCUGCACCGUUAGUUGCAAGUCAAAACACGAAAGACGGGCAAAUAACUGGUGGUAGGCGAUUGCUUUCAACACCAAACUCUGACUGCAGUGAUUACAGGGAGGUUAUUCAAAUUUCUCAAGAAUAUGUUAAAGCGAAUGGUUCACAAAAUAUAUACGAACCCCUUCCGCAAUUCAGUUUCUCUCAAUCAAACGUUUUGAGCGAGAAUGUUAACAACUUUGUUCCGACAAUGAGACAGAGGAGUGAAACUUGUUUUCAGUUUGUUUACCCUUUGUCAAUGAAUCAAAACAAGAGCGAACCAGAAUACUUUCAAGGCGUUUCAGUUUCUUCAUCUAUAGAAAAACUCAGUAGAACAUUUUCAGAUUUUUCAAGAGAAAAGUUAUCUUUCGAAAAUUUGAGUAAAGAAGUUAGUAUUUUUCAAAGAAUUCCUGAUGAAACAAACUCUUUAAAACACAAGCAUGAAGAAGCUGGCAUUUUAGAACAUGACUUUGAAGAAUCUCAUGCCGUGGAACAAGUUUCUAAAGAAAUUGGCGUUUUCCAUACAAUUUCCGAGCCGGCUAGUAUUUUGAAAAAUAUUCCUGGAGAAGAUCGUGACCUUCAAGCAAUUUCUGGUGAAGCUAAACCUUUCUAUAACGUCUCCGACGAAGAGAGUAUUGCCGAAAAAUUUCAGGAAGUAUCCUGUGCCUUCAAAAACCUUCGCGAUGAAAUUAUUGCAUUGGAAAAAUUGCCGGAUGAAACCAAUGUUUUUGAAAACAUUCUUAACGAAACUGAUGCUUUUGAUAAAAUCCAUGACGUGGCCGGGGCUUUUGAAAUUUUUGUCAAAGAAGUCGGUUGUUUCGAAAUGCUUCUUCACAAAGAAGACGCUUUCGAGAAAAUUCGUGAAAUAGCCGAUGUUGUGAAAACAAUUCUUGAAGAAGUUAGUGGCUAUAAAAAUGCUUAUAAACAAGUUACUGAUAACGUCUCGGAUACAUUAGUAAGUGAGGCAAGCAUAGAUCUAAACAAACAAAUUAAUGAGAAACAGGAGAAUAAAAGACGUGAAGUUCCUUUGAAAUUGAGUUACUCUAAGUCAAGUAUUUCCAGUAGGAGCAGUGUUAGAUCAAUGAGUUACAUAUCAAGUAAAAAACAUUUAAAAAAUAUCAACGGGAAAGAUACUAAGGACCAGUCUGUUAGAUUUAAUAUUUACAAGCCAAAUAUUUCAACAAAGAUAACAAGUAGAAUGUCAUGUCACUCGAUGAGUGAUGUAAUGAAACCUAGCCCAGCUUCUUUCAGAUCAUCCAAUGAAUCAGUUAAAAGUAAUAGCACAGCUCCAUGUGUUCAGGCAUCGAAGACUAAACUGUUUAAAAGAAAUAUUCCUCAAAAUUCUACUCAAAAGACGAGGCUGAAAAAGAGUGGCGAGAAAACAGAAGCGAACACCAAAAGAGAGAAUAUAUUGCAAGCGAAAAACAAAUAUCUGAAACAAAGAAUAUUAAAUACAGAGAAAAAAGUAUCUAAGGGUACCGGUGGCGGAAGAUGUUGCAAAUGCCGCGCUGAAACAGAUUCACACUUAAACAAAGAGCAUCACAUUGUUCAAAAUUCGAACCGCUCCGCUCUGAAUCUACGGGAUAAAAUGAGAUCAAAGAUAAGGGAAAUACUUCUGAAAAAGUUCAAAGGGAAUUGUUCAGCUACGAGUCUUGAUCAGACUUUAUAUAACUUCUAUAAAAUCAAAGGUGGGAAAAGCUGUUCCUCGGCAUAUUUCGAUCUCUGGAAUUGCUCCCUUUGUGGUAGUGAUGUUUGUAUCUACGCUGAUCUUCCUCAGUCUUUACUCCUGUGUUUUCAGAAAGCAGCAAACUGUUACACCUUUCAAAGUCAAUAUAACGUCAGAAUGUUUCUGAAAUCCUACAUUUUCACAGAAAUGGAAAAAUUGUUUACCGAAAGUAAAAAUUAACAUUCUUUCUUGAAAACGAAAAACAAAAAAAAAACAAAAAAAACAAAACAAAACAAGA
This is a messenger RNA of Octopus sinensis (East Asian common octopus), 4807 nucleotides long. RefSeq lists its product as uncharacterized. NCBI's taxonomy places the organism in Eukaryota, Metazoa, Mollusca, Cephalopoda, Octopoda, Octopodidae. Gene Ontology annotation, biological process: Ras protein signal transduction; positive regulation of GTPase activity. The coding region runs from base 1 to 4749 and encodes 1582 amino acids. The transcript is spliced from 10 exons. Gene Ontology annotation, molecular function: guanyl-nucleotide exchange factor activity. The record is from RefSeq and is a predicted model, not a curated record. Gene Ontology annotation, cellular component: plasma membrane.